GGGGGUGCACAGAUGCCAUGUGCCUUUACAUAACAGCAGCUGGCUCCGGAUACAAUUGGAUGAGAAACCGCUGGCAGCAGCAGCUCCAGUCCACAGACUACAUAAUAUGAGGGAUCCAGAUAGUAGGAACCUCCAGGGAACCUUACGAGAACGUUGCUGUUUGUUGGGGAAAGUGAGGGAAUGACUAAAUAAUAAGGGGGCAUCUAGCAAACCUUCAGAGAACCUCCAGAGAACGUUCUCUAAAUGUUACUGCUCGUGUGUUGAGGGAAUCAGCAAAUAAUAUACCAUCAAGGAACGUUACCCAGAGGUUCCCUGAAUGUUACUGCUUGCCAAGCUUUCAGCGAACGUGACCUGAGUGUUCUUUGAAGGUUCUCUGAAGGUUACAGUGUGCUGAGGGUGGUGAGGGUUGUUUACUUCGGAGCCUCGCUGCUGCAGAAACGUCGCAUCCCGCUGAGCUGCUGUCAGGUGUCCUGCAGGAGGGUGUGUUUGUUUACUAGCCCUACCUGCCGCUGCCCGGUAGGCGGUGUUACCGGGGGGUGUGCGCGGCGGAGGGGUGCGGGGGGGCGGAGCCGCUCGGACAUGAGUAAAUGACGUCAGCUCCCAGGUCGCCGAGCAGAGAAACAACAUGGCGACAGAAUGGAGCGGGCAGCAGGGUUACAUUCUCACCGUCAUCAUCUGCCUGUGGAGCGCCGUCGGCGGCCGCACAGAGACAGCGGCAACGGCGGCGGCGGCGGGGUCCGGCGGCAGGGGCAGCGGCGGCGGCAGCCAGGUGCUCGGCAUGCGGCUGGAGAGAAGCGACAAGCCGGCCAGCACCAAUGACGACGGUGUCAUCCAGGUGACCGAGGAGAGCUCCGUGCAGCUCCGGUUCUACGGGCUGCAGCUCCACUCGGGCGCCUGGACGCAGAUCCGCUUCACGGAGCUGACAGACGGCGGCGGGGACGAGGAGGAGGAUGAGGAAGAGGCGGCAGCGGUCAGGGGCGGCAGCGGCAUGAUGGACGCGCCGGACAGGACUUGUGCUGAUUUCACGAAGGACAUCACCGUCGGGACCUUCAUGAACGUGAGCCAGCGGGGCACGUCGGGGCUGCUCAGCCUGCACAUUAAGCCGCUGCGCAAGAGCGAGCUGCAGAAGGAGUACGCGGUGUGCACCCUCAGCGCGGCCGGGGACCGCUGGGUGCUGCUGGGGGACAGCGAUGGCAGGCUGCUGGUGCUGGAGGAGAAGAAGUCGCUACUGCCCAUGUGGCUGCAGGUGAUCCUCAUCUCCUGCCUGCUGGUGCUCUCCGGUAUGUUUAGUGGCCUCAACCUGGGGCUCAUGGCGCUGGACCCCAUGGAGCUGCGCAUCGUGCAGAGCUGCGGCACCGACAAGGAGAAGAAAUACGCACGAAAGAUCGAGCCGAUCCGCAGCAAGGGGAACUACUUGCUGUGCUCCCUGCUCCUGGGGAACGUGCUGGUCAACACCACCCUCACCAUCCUGCUGGACGACCUGAUCGGCUCGGGGCUGGGCGCCGUGGUGGCCUCCACCAUCGGCAUCGUCAUCUUCGGGGAGAUCGUCCCGCAGGCGCUGUGCUCCCGCCACGGAUUGGCCGUGGGAGCCAACACAAUCAUGGUCACUAAGUUCUUCAUGUUGCUCACCUUCCCGCUGUCUUUCCCUGUCAGCAAGCUGCUGGACGUGCUGCUGGGUCAGGAGAUCGGCACCGUGUACAACCGGGAGAAGCUGGUGGAGAUGCUCAAAGUGACGGAGCCCUACAACGACCUGGACAAAGAGGAGCUCAACAUGAUCCAGGGCGCGCUGGAGCUGCGGACCAAGACCGUGGAGGACGUGAUGACCCCGCUGGCCAACUGCUUCAUGAUCCAGGCGGACGCGGUGCUGGACUUCAACACCAUGUCUGAGAUCAUGGAGAGCGGAUACACCAGGAUCCCGGUGUACGACGACGAGCGCUCCAACAUCGUGGACAUCCUGUACGUGAAGGACCUGGCAUUCGUGGACCCGGACGACUGCACCACGCUGAAGACCAUCACCAAGUUCUACAACCACCCGGUGCACUUCGUGUUCCAUGACACGAAGCUGGACGCCAUGCUGGAGGAGUUCAAGAAAGGUAAAUCCCACCUGGCCAUUGUCCAGAAGGUGAACAACGAGGGCGAGGGGGAUCCUUUCUAUGAGGUGCUGGGAUUGGUCACCUUAGAGGACGUCAUCGAGGAGAUCAUCAAGUCGGAGAUCCUGGACGAGUCCGAUCUCUACACCGAUAACAGAAACAGAAAGAAGGUGGACCCCAACAAAAACAAGCGAGACUUCUCAGCCUUCAAGCACGACAGCGACAGUAAAGUGAAGAUCUCUCCUCAGCUCAUGCUGGCGGCUCAUCGUUUCUUGGCUACAGAGGUGAGCCUGUUCAGCCCGUUCCAGAUCACAGAGAAAGUUCUGCUGAGGAUCCUCAGACACCCAGACGUCAUCCAGGAGCUCAAGUUCAACGAAAACGACAAACGGUCACCGCAGCACUUCCUCUACCAGAGAGGCAAACCUGUAGACUACUUCGCGCUCAUUCUGCAGGGACGGGUGGAAGUGGAAGCUGGAAAUGAAAACAUGAAGUUUGAAACUGGUCCAUUUUCCUACUAUGGAGUCAUGGCUCUAAGCAUGCCGUCACUGGCCGUCACCCCUCCUCUCUCCCCGUCAGUGGCGUCCCCCCCUCCACGACGCCUCUCUCUUAAGAGGUUUUCUCUGUUCUCUCGUUUCCCAGAGUUUCGUUCUCCAUCACACGGGGGCAACCUCAACCGCUCGGCAUCUCUGAGCUGCACUGAGCGCGCUCCGGAGAGCGGCUCUGUUGGCGGGAGCAACACUCAGAUCCCUGGCACCCCCUUCCAGUACAUCCCAGACUUCUGUGUCCGAGCUCUCACAGACCUGCAGUUUGUCAAGAUCACUCGUAACCAGUACCAGAACGGUCUCCUGGCCUCCAGGCUGGACAGCUCGCCACAGUCUCCAGACGGCAGCCAUACUCGCCUGGACACAUCUGUCUCGUUGCCCCCCGUGACGCCGCCAGGGAUUCGCACACCACUGCCGCUGGCCACGCCUCCCGCUAAGCGUCCGCCAUCCAACGCUCAGCCGACGCCACCUAGCGGCCGCAGUGCUCUGCCUCAAGGCACCUCUUCCUCCGGUCGCAGGCCCAGCCAGUCUUUGCCCCAAGCUACCCCUCUUCCAAGCAACCACACCCACCUCUCCCAAACCCCUCCCUCCUCUAUAAGCACAGUGCCGUGCUCCCUGAACCCCCACCCCACCCUGCCCUCAAAACCCCGGCAGUCCCCGCCCUCUGCCGGCCCAGAGAACGGGCCAGGAGAGACCACCACUCUGCUCAGUGAGCAGCAGAACUGUGUGGGCCCCCGCCGGCCCAGCCACCCCCAGCCGCACCCCCACGUCCACACCAUCAGUCACGCACACACUGAGAGCACCAUCUAACUACUGUCCCUGUGGGGAAACGAAACUACCUGUGCACUCACUCACAUGUAACUCACACUGGUACUACUUCAUGUUCCUGCUUGUUGUCUCCUGAACUUUUCUGUUUAAGGGAAGCUGAGGAUCAGCAGCACAUCAGAGACCAACACAGAUCCUCCUGUGUCCCUCCCUGCAUGUUCCCAUCCCAACACUGAAAAAGACCAAGGAGAGAGUACAGCGAUGAAGCGGGGAACACUAGUGAGUAUGGUUAGAUACAGUAUGAAGACGGGUUGUGUACUGUAUGUGUGUGUUCUUAAAGAAUUAGUUCACCCAAGUUAUAUACUUGCUUGCAGAUACCUUUUUUUUGUGUAGGUUUUGAGAUUUCUGCCUCCAUCUCAGUACAAUGAAUGUGAAUGGGAUUAAUUUUAUGGUGCUCACAGUUUUGGAAUAUUGCAGUUUUUUUAAAAAAAACUGCUGGUUGCUCACUUUAAAUUUUAAAAAAAAUAUGUAUUUCUUUUUCUAUCCUAUAAAAAUAUCUGCUCUAAAAAGUGUUCACAUAAACAUAACUGGAUGUUGUUUUUGGAGAGACAAAUUUCUGUUAAAAUCAAACAUUUUGCAAGAACUUGUAUUCUCAAACAUAAUUUGGCCAAAGCAAUGAUUAACAAAAAGAAAAAAUGAUUUUUGAUUUGCAGCGAUAACGUCUGCUAUAUUAGUGUAAACUCCAGUGCGUGAAGUUCGUAGUAUAUCCACCAGGGGGCAGAUUAGAUAUUUUUAUUUAGUAAAGUCUUUGAACUUUCUCCGAUCUCUACAGAACGACAACAUUCUGCUUAAAAAGGGUUUUAUUAUGUUUGAAAAAGUAGAACAUAAUGUGCACUAUAGAUGCAGUAUUGUCAUUCUCAGUCGAAAGUGAAAAGAAGUUCAAUUUUGUUUUUCCAUUACAAAUUUUUAAUGUUUAGAACGGCACAAACAAAAUCCCAUUUACCUCCAAUGUAUUUUAGUGUCCUCACCACAUCAGUCUCUAGAUUCAUGAAGAAAAGUGAAACACUUUCAAAUUUUAGUUCAACUUCAUGUUUUUUUAAAAUCUAAUUUUCCACUUUUUGUGCAGCAAGCAAAAUCCCUUUAGCCUCUUUUGUAUUUGUUUGCGGAUGUUUUGUCCACAUCUAUAGACAAAAGUGAGCAGAAUUGAGAUCAUCUUGAACUUCCCUCUGGGUUAAUAAAGUAUCUAUCUAUCUGUCGUUCAGCUUUCUGUAUAUCCGCUGCAAUUUUCCAUGUUUUUAGCAGAACAACAAAACCCUUUUACUUCCAUUGUAUUUCGGAGGCAGACACCUCACAACCUCAGCACACAGAACGGAAGCUACCUGCUUCCUGUUGGUGAUUUAUGUGAACUGACCCUUUAAGUCAUCACUGGUAAGACGAUAACGAUCAUCAGCGCUGUAUCCCUGCUACACAGUUUACUGUUGAGUUUUCAGUUGUUUUUAUUUAGUUUACCUCUAAGUUUGAUUUGAUUUUACCAAAGAGGAAAACUUCUAAAGGUUUUAAAGUUGGCAAUGAAGUUUUCAUUUUCAAUAAGUUUGAUUUUACUUAGGUUUCCUGUUCUUUGACAGUUUCUUGUGUUCUUUGAAACUGAGGCGGCUUUAAAUAAGUCAGAGUUGUGACAGAUGUGAAAGAACUUGUCUGUGUCAAUUCAGCUACCAGCAAAAAAGACCAGAUUCACUGUACUGAGUGACUCCUGCGGGCUGAGGAGAAAGUUAAACUACCACACUGCUGUUGAUGCAUGUUUUAAACCACUUAAAUGAAAUUGCUUCAUAUUUCUGAGCUUUUGCAAACCAUACUGGACACAUUUCUGAAAUUUCAGGGAGCCUUUGGAUUUUGUUAAUUUGUGCAUGUGAGGAAAAUCAGUUUUUAGGCGUGAGUUCAUCUUGCAUCUGUAUGUUUUUGUCCAAAUAUGAAUAUUUGUAGGAGAUAACAGCUCAGUAUGUACCUGAACUGCAUUACUACACAACAAAAAGAAGGCAGAGUUAAUGUUAAACAUGUACAUUUUACAUUUUGUUCACUAUUCAAUUAAAUUGUAAAUAUAGAUGAAUAACUUGAAUAUUUUGAUUUUAUUUUCUAUUUUUAUUCUUAUUUUUUAAAUUCUUGAAUAUGUCAAUUUAUUAACAAAAUAUUGAAAUAUAGUAGAAGUGUAAAUAUUUAGAAAAAAAAUGCCCUCUUCCAUUUUAAAACUUAAGUCUAUGAGUCAAUUAUUUGAAGACUGACAGAAAAUAAUAAUUAAUUGGCCAAUUUAAUUCGGUUAUUUGAAGAUAUAUUUUCUUCCACGUAUUUUGUUUUUAUUAAAUUCACUAACAAAAAAACAUUUGUAGUGUACACACGUUUAAAAUAUAUUUUUUCUCGCAUAUUUAACUCAAUUAUAAAUCCAUCAUUCAAAAGCAAUCAAAUUUAAUUAGAACAUUUACUUGUAUAUAUUUUUUACUUAGCUUUUUUGGCAUUUGACGAUUUAGUCAUUGUCAAUAAUAUUACAAAAUACAAAGUAUUUAUAUCUCAUAGAAAUUAACAACCAAUGGCUGCCUGAAAAGUACAGAAAAAAAAGAAAUUAGCAGCAAAAAAAAGAAAUUAGCAGCAUGCAAUGCAUUUAAUAUAAUUCCACAUCAAUUGUAACUAAGUGGUUAAAAUGUGCAAAAACAGUGGUGUGGUCCUUUAAUGCAAUAAUACGAGGGAUGUGAAGGUGGUUUGUCGUCCUGGCUUACCUCUUAAAGGCAAUAUGUUUUAAAUUAUUUAAUUUUCAAGAGUGAUGUUGAAAUAUUUAUUUUACUUAAUAUUAAUUUAUAUGUAUUUGAAAUUUGAAUUGUUUUAUAUUUUAGAGUUUUAAUUUAUUUUUUGCUUUCUUUGGUUCUUGAAAUCGUUGUAGCAGAAGUUCAAGCUGCACAAAUGCCGUUUAUUGUCUUCCACCUCAGCAUCUCCACUAAAAAUCCCUCACUGUGAAUACAGUUUGGUGCAGCUCCAGCUCAAAGCUUCCCAGCAUACAGACACGAGGAGUUAACCAAACUGGAUCUUAGCUGGUUGCAACACUGUGCGUUCACUGACAUGUCAAAACUCCUGGUUAUAAAUUACAUUGAGCUUUCUUAUUCAUUUCCACCAAGUUAGUAUGUGUUCAGGCUGACACUGCUUAAUAAUCAACAAGUGGCACAAAGACCAAAUAACCCAGAGCAACAAGUGUGCUCACAGCUUUCAGCAGGAAGUAUGUUCACAGCACAGUUGGCUGCUUUUUAAUUACAUACCAUCUGCUCUGCAAGUUUAUUUAGGGCUUUUCUGCAUAUUCUGCCCAAAUGUAAUACUGGGCCUGAUAAACAGAAACUGAACCAAACAAUAAAAACGAAGUCUGUCUGCAGUACUCAAAUUUUUAGGAGCACUUUCAUGUCUGUGUGCUAAAUAAACAGCUAGAGUGAGCAGCUCUUGGCUUAGCUUUAAUACUCUAAACAGGCCACGUUUGAGCACCUCUAGGACUCACCAAUUGACAACAUAAGACGUUUUUUCCACUGCGUGAAUUUGAGACGGGUGUCUGGUGAUGUAAACAUUUACAUAAGUGGCCCAGCAGCUGCCUGUUUCAGUUAUUCUCUUUCCUUUGCAAUGUAGGAUCUUACAGCUUUUGCUGCGAACUUAACUCAGAGUGCCGCAAAACAACUGUGAAUAGUAGUUACUGAACAUAACUCCAGUUGAAUGAUCACAUACGAAAUAAAACAAAGAGGAGGUUUGAUAUUUUGGCCUUGAGAUGGAUUGUGACUAUUGGUGGGUUGAUUGGAAUCGGAUUAGCCACUUUGGGAAGAUGAGGUAGUUUUUUUCUGGGUUAUUAGGCACAUUUUAUGUUGAUGAGGGCGAUGUUGGAAGGUAGAAGACUGCUGCUCGAUUUGGAUUUCAGACCAACACGGCUGUUUUUCAGGGUCGCCCAGACAUACCUGCCCUGGAGUAGGUUCUUUCUUCUCAAUCUGAAAACAGCCAUGAAUGAGGUUCUGCAGGGCUGGUUCUGCAUUCAGAACAUGCAACAACUGCUUUCAAACAAGUCACAAGUUCCUGCAGUGGAAAACGAUCUAUAGAGUAACCAGGAGCUACAGAGCGUCUUUGCAUUAAAGCAGUCAUUUGUUUACUUGUCAGAUGGUUUGUCUUUAACAUCGUCAGUCAUAAUCUGGAAGCGCUCCAACACUGUCUGCCCCCACCUCACCGCUUUGUUAACCUUUGAGCUAACACUAAGCUGCUGCGUUAAGGAUUGACAGCUGAAAAUCAGGGUAGGAUGUUGGAAACACUCACAGCACAAUUACUGGUUGACAUUUGAUGGACUACAAACAUUCCACUGCAUGUCUUCCCUUGACUUCACACCACUUCCUGCUGAAACAGUCCUUGUCCUCCUAAGACAUUCCAGACCAGGGAUUAAUUCUUAUACUUGACCCGAUGUGAAAUACAUUUUAACGUGUGUGUGUGUAAAUGUUGCUGUAUCUGUUCAGAAAGCAUGUGGAGGACGUUUGGUUGUGUUCCUUUGGAGAAGAGAUAAAGAGAUUAUCAGACUGAGGCAGCUCACUCCUCACCCUCUGUGGGUGACGGACUGAGCGCGAUGCUAAAGCUGCUAGCAUGUAAUCUACCUAUUUUUUCCUACGUAUGAAACUAACUGUAAAGUUGAACUAUUUUGUUGAUGAUAUAGUUAAGGAUAUUUAUUUGAAAAAGAUAACUGCUGUAUAAGCUAGCACUGAUUUGAAAACACUUUAAACUUACAAGUAGCGUAAAUCAGAACAAGUGAGUAUUUCAAAACAUCUCUCGUUUUUUCGGAUGACUUUCAGUGUACUGGAUUACCUACCUGACAAAUCCUUCUCCUGCCCGGGGACCCCAAGUACCCCAGAGUCACUGUGUAUCCACUAGUUUGUUAUAACAAAAACCUAACAGUUAAGGCUUUAUUAUCUUCUGUUAAUCUAGCUUAAACAGCUUCAUUUAGGAGUGUAAUGACAAACGAAAUUUAAGGUUCAGUUUUUGGGAAUCUUUCUGACCCCAAUUCUUCUCAAAUGUUGCGAACAGUCAAUAACCGUGUUUCCAUGACUUAUUUUAUGCACAUUUUGGAGUUAUAGGCUCUGGGGAGGUUUUUAUGACCAAAAAGGAUUCAUAAUAAAAAAGGGUGAAGCCGAAUUUGUUUACAGUUAUACAGCAGGUCUUCAAUGAUGGAGGUAGAUGAGAAAAAGGCUUUUUGGGCCACUGGAUUUUAUUUUCAUUGCAAUACCAUGACUAACAACUGGGACAAGCUAAAAAUCACACAGUGUCAGCAGCUGUAAAGGCUUACCUUUAUCAUCAAUUGAUCAAAAAAAGAUCAAGAAUUAAAAUAACUAUUUGUUGGAGCCCUAGCUAGCCUGCUAUAAGGUUGUAAGUAACAACUGAUGCACUGCCAAAAUGUUCCAGGUGCUUUGGAGUUUUUAUUCCAGAAGGUAAAUACAUGAAUUUAAUUAGGCUUCUGCCCAAAAUGAACGUUUCAUACAAUUACGCCCCUACCUCCCUUCAUUAUUUCAAUUUUGUGCUCACAUGAUUGAGAUUUCAAAACUGAUUUGGAACUGUGGAGCAAACCUGUAGCCAUUCCUUAGAAAUACCAGACACAAAGGGGUGCCUGGCAGCACAUUUUUGCCCAGGGGCCACCUAAAAGGUAAAUCUGGCCAUGGAGAAGAUUUACACUGUGUGAAACCAUAGAUUUUAUUCAGCAGGAUGUUUCAGUUUACUGAGCUGAAAACCUGUGUAAAAUGCAGAUGUAUAGUCGACAUAGCCUUACCCUCACCCUCUAUUUCAAAAAAAAAAAAAAAAUAGACCUGUCUGCUGGUUCAUAGGUCUCAUGUAGCAAUUUGUUCUGUUGGUUUCCAGUGAAGCCACUGGUUGGCUGUGUGACUACCAGUUUGUGUACUGGGAAAUGUGAAAACUUACUUUGUAAGACUGUAUUUAUUGUAAACAUUGUAUUUAUGUUUUUUUUUUGUGCACACGGUUCUGUGAAAUGGGCUUCCAGCUGUGAGUCGCAGCUCUUAUUGGGUUAUUUUGCCCAAAAACACUGUGUUCAGUUUCCUGAUUGCUGUUUGUGUUAUAUUACUGUAAAUACUCUGUACAUUAAUAGAUGCUGAGAGAUCUAUUGGAAAAAAUAGCUCUAUUUAUAAUGAGAGAAGAUGGUGUGUUUUAUUUCCCUUGUUUUACUAGGAAGGCAUUGCAUAGCAAUAAACAUUGCACAGAGUUGACCUAUUUAUUAAUUUAUUCCUGCUAUCUUCUGUAGCUUUCUUCUCUUUUUAUUUGUCAUCAGACAUAAUAACUAAAGCUUUUUUCUCUGCCAAAAUCUCUCCUUUUCCUUCGUCUCUCCUCCCACACUUCCCUCUCACUCUUCCUCAUCUAUUUUUCACCCUGCCCUCGUCACGACUCCUCUCGUGCUGCGUUAAAGUAUUGAAAUUCCUCUGGCUUUGACUGCCAGUCUGAUAUGCUAAGGCAUUUUUAUUGUUCAGACCCUUUUCUGUUAUCAAGAGGGCAGCGGGGCUUAUCAGCGACUCCUGCAGUGUUGUUUUUUAGGCCUGCAGUGGUGUAAUGAUUAGACCUGUAUGAAGGUUAAAUAUUUUCAGCUGCAGAGUGCGUUUUCCAUACUGUAUAUCAUUCACAGGUAAAUUGCGUUGAACUGUACAAAGUGAAGAGAGAAAAUCGCAUCUGCUCUCAUCCUGUUUAGAUAUAUAGGUCAGACAGUGUUUGUUAUGUUUCAGAGUUGCAGUGGUAUGAGACAGACCUGAAAUACAAAAAAACGAUACUUAAAAUCCAGGCCUUGACUUCAUAAAUUCUGUUUUCCCUUUUCCUUUCCCCAGGCUGUGCACAGCAGAUGCAGAAUACCUGUUUGGCAGGUUUUAAUAUUCAUACUCGGCUGCAACAUGCUUGGCUUUUUUGUUUGUUUAAUUUUGCAGGGGUUUAGCAGAGAUGGAGGAGCACUUCUAAACAUGGAUUGUGUAACUUAAAGCAAUGUGUAUAUAAUGUUUUAUAACUACUGUAAGGCAUUUGAAGAAUCUAUGAGGUUAAUAAACCUGAGAUAUAUUUCUCUACAGAA
This is a messenger RNA of Acanthochromis polyacanthus (spiny chromis), 10502 nucleotides long. RefSeq names its product metal transporter CNNM4. Lineage: Eukaryota; Metazoa; Chordata; Actinopteri; Pomacentridae. Gene Ontology annotation, cellular component: plasma membrane. Gene Ontology annotation, molecular function: magnesium ion transmembrane transporter activity; sodium ion transmembrane transporter activity. Gene Ontology annotation, biological process: magnesium ion homeostasis; magnesium ion transport. The transcript has 8 exons. The record is from RefSeq and is a predicted model, not a curated record. Bases 626 to 3442 code for a protein of 938 amino acids.